Messenger RNA from Saccharomyces eubayanus, 1392 nucleotides. RefSeq names its product Sps22p (gene SPS22). The coding region runs from base 1 to 1392 and encodes 463 amino acids. Gene Ontology annotation, cellular component: fungal-type cell wall; plasma membrane. The transcript has a single exon. NCBI's taxonomy places the organism in Eukaryota, Fungi, Ascomycota, Saccharomycetes, Saccharomycetales, Saccharomycetaceae. The record is from RefSeq and is a predicted model, not a curated record. Gene Ontology annotation, biological process: ascospore wall assembly.
AUGAACUGUAUUUUCAGAAAAGGCCAGUUGUUAGCGUUCGCAUUGGUGUCAUUACUGGCAACACAGACUAUGGGUGCUGCUAUCGAUUUACCCAGGAGCCCACAUAAUGUCAAACCCUUCCGUAGUGAUCAGCCGGAUUUGCAAAGACGAGCAAAUGAGCCCUUUUUCGAAAUAGAUGUAAAAACUCUGAAUGCGAACUCACCCAUAUCAGAGUUGUGUAAGAAAAAUUUACACGUAAUCGAAUCUGCCCAGGAACUUUUCCAGCUCCAAAACCAAUGUGAAUACAUAUUGGGAUCUUUACACAUCACUAAUUAUGACUCUAACGUCUUGGAUUUGAGCAGUUUGAGAGCCAUUGGUGGUGAUCUGAUUGUUCAAGAUUCGCCCGAACUAAUUAGAAUGCAAGCUUCCAACUUGAAUAAAAUCGAAGGUCUUUUCCAACUACAAGGCCUGACUUCGUUGGUUUCCGUUGAGAUCCCCACCCUGAAAUUCUGCCGGUCGUUGGAAUGGAAAGUGGUCCCCAUCUUAAACUAUGUGUCUAUGGACGCUCAGAAUAUCGAGAUUGUUGAAGAUAUUAUCAUAUCGGACACUUCAUUGGCCAACAUCGAGAACUUCAAUAAGAUUCAAGAGAUUGACACGUUCAACAUCAAUAAUAACCGAUUUUUGGAAACCAUUCACUCAAACAUUAAGACUAUCAGGGGCCAGUUUAGUGUUCAUGCUAAUGCUAAAGAAUUGGAACUUGAAAUGCCAUACUUAAGAGAGGUGGAGAACAUUACCAUUAGAGACACAUCUUUGGUCUAUUUGCCCCAACUGACUAAUGUGAAAAGUUCUUUAGAAUUUAUCGAAAACUAUUUCUAUGAGUUGAACUUGAACAAUUUGCAAAAAAUUGGUGGGACUUUAGGAAUCAUUAACAAUGUAAAUCUAAUGAAGAUAGAUUUGGAAAAUGUCACGGAUAUUCAAGGUGGUUUGAUGAUUACUGAUAAUGAAUCCCUUGAGGAAAUCAAUUUCUUGCCCAAUUUGAAACAAAUCGGCGGUGCAAUUUUCUUUGAAGGUUCCUUCAAAGAUGUCAUGUUUGAUAGUCUGAAAUUGGUGAAAGGUAGCGCAUUUAUCAAGAGUUCGUCAAACGUGUUGGAUUGCAAUAAAUGGACAAAUCCGUCGAAUGGCAGGUCAAUUAUAAGAGGCGGGAAGUUUACUUGUAUUUCUGGAAAGAAGGAAAACACGUUGAAUGUAAAGCAAGAUGGAACAGUCCUCGAAAAGGGUUUCAAAGACUUAACGCAAGAGAGUGAAGACUCCAAAAGAAGGCUCAUCUCAAAACUCACGAACUCAACGGCUCCAACCAUGCAAUUAAACUUCGUUCUUAUUGGUAUGUGUCUUCUUUCCAUGUUAUUGCUUUAG